Molecule: messenger RNA, 454 nt
Organism: Didymella exigua CBS 183.55
Lineage: Eukaryota; Fungi; Ascomycota; Dothideomycetes; Pleosporales; Didymellaceae
Exons: 2
Coding region: 86-388 (100 amino acids)
Source: RefSeq, a predicted model, not a curated record
CAUCAUUCUGGGAUACCCAUGGUUUCUUCAAUGGUUUCUUCAUUGUACAAACACCACCAACAACAACAAUAACAUAUCACCCCCCAUGGAAUGGCGCACGGCGUUUAUCAAAAUCACGGCGGCGGUUCGCCUUCUCAUUGCCCACUGGGCUGUUCCUCAUUCUUCUUUUCUUCUGUUAGAGACCUUUUUUGGCUUGAUUUUUCGCAUGGCGUGGCGCUGCGGAAUACGUUGCGACGUUGACAUGGAGGAGGAACAGACGCUACACGAACGGAGCAUGAAUGACGGAUGGAUGAUGGACGAUGGACGAUGGAUGAUGGACGAUGGACGAUGGACGAUGGACGAUGGAUGGACGGGCAUGGCUCGGGCGCGGGUUAGCAUGGCGUGGUAGAUGAGCUGCGCCGCGGCGUGGAGGUAUCUUAGUACAAAGUACGGACCGUCGAUGCGCUUAUCGCAU